AUGACGCAUGGGUCCAUCUGGCAGGAUAUGAUGGCAUACAAGAUGGUCAUCAGAGCCAAGGAGAACAUCGGCAUUGUUGUUGCGUAUGGGAUCGUGUUCUUCGAGAACGGUUCUCUGAACUACGAGGACUACAUCUCACUUCGACAGAACACAGCUUUGGCUGAGGAUCAUAUAGAUACAUUCAGAAGAUAUUCCAAACAUGCCAGCGAUCUUUAUGAUGCUUAUAACAUGUCCAACUCGAAUGUGUUCGCCGACAUUGCCAAUUUCAGUUCCAUGUGGUUGUCGAAUAACUACUCGGAUUACUCGAAAAGGGUUAGCGCAACGUUCCGCGACACUACGUUCGAGUACCUGGACCUUCUAAAGGACCUCAGUUUGGAGAUUAAGAACGAUAUAAACAAUAGAAUAAAAGAGGAAACCGAUGCGUCUGAACUGUUCCUAGCUGUGUCCAUUCUUGCUUUUGUUAUGGUCAUCGUCCUCACUCCUCUUCUGGUGUGGUUGAUGCACAGACUGACCACGUCCAUACAGGAAUACGCUCUGGACGCCUCAAUGAAGUCACGCCAGCUUAACAUUGAGAAGCAGAGGUCAGACAAUUUGUUGUACCAGAUGAUGCCAAAGUCCGUGGCACAACAGCUGAAGAUGAACAAGGCAGUGAACGCGGAGUAUUUUGACAGCGUCACCGUUUACUUCAGCGACAUCGUUGGUUUUACGACCAUCUCGGCGCAGAGCACGCCUCUCCAAGUUGUGGCGUUCCUCAACAAGUUGUAUACUUUUUUUGACAAUUGCCUUGACCGGUAUGACGUGUAUAAGGUUGAGACUAUCGGCGACGCGUACAUGGUGGUCAGUGGUCUGCCGCAGAGGAACGCAUCACGUCACGUGACCGAGGUGACCUUGAUGGCUCUUGAACUUCUCAUCGGGGUCAAGGACUUCCGUAUUCCGCAUAUGCCAGAACAGGAUCUGAACCUGAGGAUCGGAGUCCAUACAGGUUCGGUCGUCGCCGGUGUAGUCGGGACGAAGAUGCCGCGGUAUUGUCUCUUUGGGGACACCGUCAACACGGCCUCUAGGAUGGAGUCAAGCGGUGCACCCCAGAGGAUCCACAUCAGUAAGACCACGAAGGAUCUCCUCACCGGCAUUGGAGGUUUCUUCAUCGAACCACGUGGAUCCAUCGACAUCAAGGGAAAAGGAGAAAUGGAGACAUUCUGGGUGACAGGGACGUCUCACCACGUCCCCAGGGGACCCUGCGUCGCCCCCCUCCCAGACGUCACCAGGAACUCCUCCUCCGUCAUCGUCGACGUCACGGCAUUGAAUCAAGAGCUUAAACCCAACGUCAUGACAAAGUUGUGA
This is a messenger RNA of Haliotis rubra (blacklip abalone), 1341 nucleotides long. RefSeq names its product atrial natriuretic peptide receptor 2-like. Gene Ontology annotation, biological process: intracellular signal transduction; cGMP biosynthetic process; receptor guanylyl cyclase signaling pathway. Lineage: Eukaryota; Metazoa; Mollusca; Gastropoda; Lepetellida; Haliotidae. Gene Ontology annotation, molecular function: guanylate cyclase activity; peptide receptor activity. The record is from RefSeq and is a predicted model, not a curated record.